GAGGGCGUCACAGCGGCGGGGCGUGGGGUCCGGGUGCCGGGCUAGGGGCGGAGCUGGGAGAUGGCGUCCGGAGGGGUUCGCUGGCUGGCAUUGGCAUCCUUGCGAUCCGGAGCUUUCCGGAGCGGGCCGAGCUUGAAAGAUGGUGGUGAUGUCUCCGCCGGAGGAGGUGGCGCAGGUCGGAGCCUGGUACCGUCGAGGUCAGUCAUCGUUACUCGCAGCGGCGCCAUUUUGCCCAAACCGGUGAAAAUGUCCUUCGGCCUUCUCCGUGUGUUCUCCAUCGUGAUCCCCUUUCUCUACGUGGGGACGCUCAUUAGCAAGAACUUUGCUGCUCUACUUGAGGAGCACGACAUUUUUGUCCCAGAGGAUGAUGACGACGAUGACUAACAGGACAUGGAGGAAGUACAGAAAGGAGACAGCCCUAACUUAAUUAUGAUGUGGUGAUGCUCACAGCCUCUCCUCCUGCCCUGUCGGAAGGGCGCAGGGAAAGCCCUCAGCCUCCCAGCUCCAGUGAAGCCUCCUGCAUCGUCUGUGACCGCAGCCCAGAUCCCCAGGCCCUGGGACGUUCCCACACAUGUGCUGUCCGCUGAGCACAAUCAGCUUAUGAAUAAACACGCUAAACAUCA
Molecule: messenger RNA, 623 nt
Organism: Lontra canadensis (Northern American river otter)
Lineage: Eukaryota; Metazoa; Chordata; Mammalia; Carnivora; Mustelidae
Gene: SMDT1
Product: single-pass membrane protein with aspartate rich tail 1
Exons: 3
Coding region: 61-384 (107 amino acids)
Biological process (GO): mitochondrial calcium ion homeostasis; calcium import into the mitochondrion
Cellular component (GO): uniplex complex; mitochondrial inner membrane
Source: RefSeq, a predicted model, not a curated record